This is a messenger RNA of Glossina fuscipes, 2743 nucleotides long. Its product is annotated as dosage compensation regulator-like. Gene Ontology annotation, molecular function: RNA binding; 3'-5' DNA helicase activity. Gene Ontology annotation, cellular component: nucleolus; ribonucleoprotein complex; intracellular anatomical structure. Gene Ontology annotation, biological process: positive regulation of transcription by RNA polymerase II; regulation of mRNA processing. NCBI's taxonomy places the organism in Eukaryota, Metazoa, Arthropoda, Insecta, Diptera, Glossinidae. The record is from RefSeq and is a predicted model, not a curated record.
GUGGUUAUUAUUCGCGGUAACACUGGCUGUGGCAAAACUACGCAAAUCGCGCAAUACAUAUUAGAAGAUUAUAUACAGUCUGGUCAAGGGGCCUUUUGUGAUAUUUACGUUACUCAACCUAGACGUAUAUCAGCUAUUUCGGUAGCUGAACGUGUAGCCAAUGAAUGUUGCGAGAAUCUUGGCGAAUCUGUCGGUUAUUCAGUGCGCUUUGAAACUGUUUUGCCGCGUCCGUAUGGCGCUAUACUUUUUUGUACUGUGGGUGUUUUAUUGCGUAAAUUAGAGAUGGGCUUACGUGGUAUUUCUCAUAUUAUAGUCGACGAAAUCCACGAACGGGAUGUUAACAGUGAUUUCCUUUUGAUUAUUUUACGAGAUAUGAUUCACACUUAUCCAGAUUUGCGGAUCAUUCUUAUGUCAGCAAUCAUAAAUACGACAUUAUUUUCCCAAUAUUUCGGUCAAGCUCCUGUUCUUGAAUUACCGGGACGUGCAUUUCCAGUUCAGCAGUAUUUUUUGGAAGACUGUUUGGAAAUGACGAAAUUCGUCCCUACAUUGGAGUCUCGUAAAAAGAACAAAGAUCGAGAUGACGAAGAGAACGCAGUGAUUAAAGAGAACGGUGAGGAUGGCGGUGAACAGAAUUUAAACAAAGUUUGUGCCGAUCCGUAUUCGCAACAGACGAAGAAUGCCAUGGCCCUUCUUUCUGAAUCGGAAUGUUCUUUUGAAUUAAUUGAAGCCUUGUUAAUUCAUAUAAAAUCGAAGAAUAUACCUGGAGCUAUAUUGGUUUUCUUGCCCGGCUGGAAUCUAAUAUUUGCUUUAAUAAAAUAUUUACAAAACUCCCAGUUCGGUAGCCCACAAUAUAGAAUUUUGCCAUGCCAUUCGCAAAUUCCGAGAGAAGAUCAACGUAGAGUGUUUGAACCAGUUCCAAAUGGCGUUACUAAGAUUAUUCUUUCCACCAAUAUCGCUGAAACUUCGAUCACAAUAGAUAUCGAUAUCGUAUUUGUUGUGGAUCUUUGUAAAGCUCGCAUGAAAAUGUUUACUUCUCAUAAUAAUUUAACGAGUUAUGCUACAGUUUGGGCCAGUAAAACUAAUUUAGAGCAACGGAAAGGUCGGGCUGGUCGCGUUAGACCUGGUUUCUGUUUUACUCUUUGCUCUAAAGCGCGUUUCCAGGCUUUGGAAAAUCAUUUAACGCCGGAAAUGUUUCGUACGCCUUUGCAUGAAAUGGCUUUAACUAUUAAAUUAUUAAAACUCGGUUCUAUACAUCAAUUCUUGUCGAAAGCAUUAGAACCACCACCUCUGGAUGCCGUUAUUGAAGCCGAGGUAUUGCUGCGCGAUAUGCGUUGCCUGGAUGCCAACGAUGAACUCACACACUUGGGUCGAAUUUUAGCGCGUUUACCAAUUGAACCGAGACUUGGUAAAAUGAUGAUAUUGAGUACUGUUUUUGGUUGUGGUGAUGGUGUCGCUAGCAUGGCGGCGUAUUCUAGUACUUUCUCUGAAGUAUUUGCUUUAGAUUUGGGUCAGAGACGUUUGCAAAAUCAUCAAAAAGUUUUAAGCGGUACAAAAUGUUCGGAUCACGUGGCCAUGAUUGUCGCCACUCAAAUGUGGGAGAAUGCUCGUCGAAAAAGCGAAGAUGAAGAGAUACGGUCUUGUGAAUGGAAAGGAUUGCAAUUAUCUACUAUGCGCGUAAUGGCAGAGUCCAAAAAUCAAUUAAUAGAUCUUCUCCAACACGCAGGUUUCCCGGAAGAAUCAAUGAUAACUGAGAGCAUAUUUGGCGAAAAAAUACGUACUAGAGCGGUAUCUUGCAAACAAAUGACUAUGGUUACCCCAUUACAUUUGAUGCUUUUUGGUUGCCGUAAAAUUGAUUUGGUUAGGAAGAAUGUAAUACGUCUGGAUAAUUGGUUAAACUUUGAAAUUGAACCGCAGCUUGCUGCUAUGAUAGCUGCGUUGAAGAUUGCUAUCGAAGAUUUAGUAACAAUAGCUUGCACAGAGCCAUCCGAGGUAUUAAAGUUGGAGGAAAAGCAAGCGAAAUUAGUCAAAACUAUAAAGGAUUUGUGCAUAAGAAAUGCUGGCGAUUAUCAAAUUGAGCGUGAGAAAGGAGUUAUGCCUUUCCAAAGUUCCUCGAGCGGACCGCCUUAUAAGCGGGGUCGGCUCGAAAAUGAUUUCCCCGGUGGUAGCAGUUUGGUGGCUAUAGGAGCGGUAGUGGACGAUACGGAAGUGGUGCCUAUAGAGGAAGCGGCAGUGGUUAUGGAAGUGGUGGCUACGGUGAAGUUAAUCGCUUUGACGCUCGCGGCAGAAAUUAUGGUCGUAGCAGCCAUUGGGGCGAUGGAGCCGGUCGCAGAUUUUAAAUUCGAAUGCGUGUCGACUUGUGAUGGUUUUACGAAUUCGUCAUUGUCACACGCGUUUCAGUUGAUUUAAUUACUCACGUCUGUCCGCAAUGAAGGAUUCUUCAGACUGCAACGCUUAAUUUAGAGAUGUAGCCUUAACUUGCUUGCUUGCGCUAAAUUUCCAUGGAUUACAUUUUCCAAUUAGCGAUGUAUCUCUGCUUAUGUCGACGAGUCAAAAAACAGUAAAUAAAGUUUUCUUAUAUGUCAGAUACAAAAUGUGCUUAUGAAAUUGUUUUUAAAAUAAAUGCAGUGCAGCCAGUCAUUACUGCAUGCAAUAAUAUUCAAUAAAUAAUUAAUUCUUUAAAGAAAGAAUGUGUAGAAUAUUCCGCUUGCCCAGAAAUAAAUGUGGUUUUUUUUUUGUUCCUUUA